AUGUAAAAGAUCUUAUUGUUUAUUGGUUUUAGUUUAAUCUAGUGUUCAAUUCCUUUAGUUUGUUCAGAUGUAAAGAAGGAAAGUGAUUGUUAAGAAGUUAUUAAUGGAAUGUAAUAAAUUAUUGAAUAAUUUAGAAAUGAUUGUAUUUGGUCAGGAGGUCAAUGCUAAAUAAAAACUUGUGAUUUAAUUACUUCUCCUUGUGAUGGAGAAGCAUAUGUUGGAUUUUCAUGUUCAUCAAGUAAAAAGGGAUGCAAAAGUGUAAAAUAAUGUUUGGAGAUUGAUAAUGCAGAUUCAUGUUCUAAAGUAACACCCAAAGGAUAAUAAUGUUUUUGGGAAGAAAAUUGUAGAUUAAAAUAAUGUAAGGAUAAUUCUAAAGAAACAUGUUAUGACAUAAAUGGACAACAAUGCAUUUAUUAAAAUAAUAUUUGCACAACUUUUACUGAUUGUGGUGAUAUUACUGAAAUUGAUAAGUGUAAUGGAAAUAUUUCUAAUAAAAGUUUUGAAUGCACAUGGAUGAAUGAAAAAUGUGUAAGAAAAUAAUGUAAUAUGAUAAUUAAUGAAGUAUAUUAUUAAUUUUAUUAUUUAGGAAGAUUGCCAUAAGAAUGUGUUAAAAUCAGAAAAUUGCUUUUAUGGUUAAAUUUCUGAAGAAAAAAAAGGUUGUUUGAGUUGUUCUUUGAUAGAAGACUCUUGCUUAUGUAAUCAUUACAAUCUAUUUGGUUGUGUUUGGAAAUAAGAUAGAUGUUAUAAAUAAUCUUGUUCAUCCUUUACGACAAUAGACGAAUGUACUUAAGCCUAUGAUAGUUUGACUUGUACUUGGUAUAGUCCUAUGAAUAAAUGUAUAACUAUUGACUAUGCUAAUGAAUUGGAUCGUUAAUGCGACAUCUAUAGUUAUAGUUAGGGAUUACAAAUUUUACUAUUAGUAAUUUUAUUGAUAUUUUGA
This is a messenger RNA of Paramecium sonneborni, 940 nucleotides long. Lineage: Eukaryota; Ciliophora; Oligohymenophorea; Peniculida; Parameciidae. The record is from the annotation of a GenBank genome assembly.